Eleginops maclovinus (Patagonian blennie) is the source of this 3390-nucleotide messenger RNA. It is a transcript of the gene ahr1b, whose product is annotated as aryl hydrocarbon receptor 1b. Gene Ontology annotation, biological process: xenobiotic metabolic process; response to xenobiotic stimulus; regulation of transcription by RNA polymerase II. Gene Ontology annotation, molecular function: nuclear receptor activity; protein dimerization activity; transcription cis-regulatory region binding. Lineage: Eukaryota; Metazoa; Chordata; Actinopteri; Perciformes; Eleginopidae. Bases 378 to 2858 code for a protein of 826 amino acids. The record is from RefSeq and is a predicted model, not a curated record. The transcript is spliced from 11 exons. Gene Ontology annotation, cellular component: nucleus; aryl hydrocarbon receptor complex.
GGUCGGAAAAAAAGACCAGCAACAUUGAUCUAAUAACGUUUACAUUUUAACCUUUGUUUGGGCUGAACUUCGUGCGCAGGAUGUGAGUGUUACACUGAGUUUUUUUUCGCGGAACACUUGGGGAAUUUAACCCAGCGGAGGAGCGCCAUGGACGGGAUAACCGGAGCGAUAGUGCCCCUGUGACGGUCCGGUAAUAAUACUUCGACAGGGAGCUUUACUGGGUCUGUUUUAUCCAAUUUGACAGUGAAUGCAUCACAGGGUUCUGCUUCCCGCCACCGCGACUGGAUUUUACCUUCAGGAGCUUUCUAUAUUUACUUAUUAAUUAAGAGUUUAUGGAUAUUUUCCAGCUUCACUGUGAAUAAAUCGACGUCAACAACAUGUAUGCUGUACGGAAAAGAAGAAAACCGGCUCAGAAGGGAGUCAAACCGGCCCCAGCUGAAGGUGCCAAGUCCAACCCGUCCAAACGGCACCGGGACCGCCUGAACUCGGAGCUGGACCGCCUGGCCAGCCUGCUCCCCUUCCCGGAGGACGUCAUCUCCAGCAUGGACAAACUGUCCAUCCUCAGGCUCAGCGUCAGCUUCCUGCGCACCAAGAACUUCUUCUCUGUAACUCUGAAGAACCAGCUGAAGAAGAGUAGUGACCCCAGUGAUGAGGGCAGAGCGUCUGAUGGGCACGUACCUGAGGGGGAGCUGCUGCUGCAGGCCCUGAAUGGCUUCGUGUUGGUGGUGACGGCGGAGGGAACCGUCUUCUUCUGCUCUCACACCAUCACGGAUUACCUCGGCUUCCAUCAGACUGACGUGAUGCACCAGAGUGUGUUUGAGCUGAUCCACACUGAAGACCAGCAGGAGUUCAGGAGCAACCUGCACUGGGCCCUCAACCCCCCCAACAGCCACGGGACCCCCACAGACCCCUCAGCAGAUGGCGAGUCGGGGUCCUCCUCUUCCUGUCUGGUGAGCUACAACCCCGAGCAGCUUCCUCCUGAAAACUCCUCGUUCCUGGAGAGAGGAUUCGUCGUCCGCUUCCGCUGUUUGUUGGACAACUCCUCCGGAUUCCUGGCGUUGAACAUCCAGGGUCGCCUGAAGUUCCUCCACGGUCAGAGCCGUACGCACGGCGACGGCGAGGGCAGCAGCCCCCCUCAGCUCGCCCUGUUUGCCAUCGCCACGCCCCUCCAGACCCCCGCCAUCCUGGAGAUCAGGACCAGGAACAUGAUCUUCAGGACCAAACACAAGCUGGACUUCACUCCCAUGGCCUGCGACGCCAAGGGUAAAAUCGUCCUGGGCUACACCGAGGCGGAGCUGAGAGUUCGAGGGUCUGGUUAUCAGUUCAUUCACGCCGCGGACAUGCUGUACUGCGCCGAAAACCACGUCAGGAUGAUGAAGACGGGCGAGAGCGGCCUCACCGUCUUCAGGCUGCUCACCAAGGAGAACCACUGGAAGUGGGUGCAGGCCAACGCCCGGCUCGUGUACAAGAGCGGGAAGCCGGACUACAUCAUCGCCACGCAGAGGCCCCUGGUGGAGGAGGAAGGCGGGGAGCACCUGAGGAAGCGCUCCAUGCACCUGCCCUUCACCUUCGCCACGGGUGAGGCGAUGCUCUACCAGACGGGAUACCCUCUGCACGGCUUCCCCGACGCCUUCCAGAGCAAAGCCAGAGGCAGCAAGUCCAAGAAGGGCAAGCUGGACAAGAGCGCCUCAGAGGACCAGGACCCCAGGGGGCUGCUGGGAGCGCUGAUGAGCCAGGACGAGUCGGUGUACGUGUGCCAGCCGGACCCGGAGCCUAGGAUGUCAUGCCACAGCGGGCUUUUCAGCGAGCAGCAGGACGGCGAGGGUUUUGGAGGCUUGUUGGGUGGAGACAGCUGGCGCCUCACCUCUAACGUGGAGAUGGGGGGAGGGAACACUUUAGGAUACGACCCGCUGCUGGCCACUUUGGACUCUCUGUCUAUAGACGGGGAGGAAACGUGCUCCAACAGCGAGCUCUUCAGCGCGUUGGAGAACCUGGGCCUGAAUGCCGAGGACCUGGAGCUACUGCUGCUGGACGAGAGGAUGAUGCAGGUGGAGCUGGGCCCUAACGGCGUCCCCUCGCUCAGUGACCUCCUCACUAACAACGAAAUCCUGUCCUACAUCCACGACACUCUGGAGAGCGGCACAGAGGGAGACUCCGCUCAGCCGGACUCCCAGCCGCCACCUGCAGCUCCUCCCAUCAUGCAUCUAUCGCAGCAGAUGCAGCAGCACAUCAGUGCAGGCGGGGGGGGGACAGCAGCUCAGAUCCAGGGAGCAGCGGACAGCAAGACUUUGACUAACGGGCACUGGAACCACCAUCACCCACACACUGCGCCCAAAGCCCCGCCUCUAAACAGAGGACACAAACACCCGCCGGACCCCAGCCAGCAGUGGCAGCUCCAGCAGCCCGCGCUCCACCUCCACUUCCAGAAUCAGCUCCCAACAAUCGGGUCUUACAUCCCGAACGGACACUCGUCCUUCCCUCCCAGCGUGGAGGCGGGAUACAACGGCGUCUCCUCUGCGGACGUCUGUCACUACCAGAGUUUAGUGACUCAGCACAAGCACCAGCCGCCGUGUUUGUCCCAGUGUCCGCCGCAGAGCUCCACCCUGGAGCUGGAGCAGCUGCUGGGUUUAACCCCCCCGCAGCACGGCCUGCAGACGAUAGAGGCCUACAGCAUGUUCAGCAGCAGCACACAGGACUCCCCCCACAGCAAGCUGGAGAACGGUCGCCUCCUAGCCGCCACAAACGCAGCGUACAUCCGGACGUGUCUGAUGCCCAACGGAAACGGAGUGACGACCCACGACAUCCCCGACCCGCUGCCCACGCUGCAGGACCCUCAGAAAUCCGGAUUCUUCCUCUGAAGAGUCACUGAGGGUGUGAAGAAGGAAAGGAAGGUACACAAGCAAAGACAAUCCACACCUUUUUUAUUUAACAAUUAGAAGAGGGACGAAAAAGAGGCUUUAUAUCCGGUUUCUGCCUUCGAACCGAUAAGGCGAGGGAAGGUGUUUUUAUAUCCCUCACACUGCGUAUUAAUAUAUUGGUAGUCGUGCGAUCACUGAGAGUUUAAUUUUCAUGUUUGGAAAAGACGUGUGUUCCUGGAGCCAAAACUCAUCACCGUCUGAUCUGUAGAUACACUGGUAAAGUGCGGGAGAGACGAGUACGGCAGCAAGUUAGGGACAUUUUAAAUAAUAGUUAUAGGGGGGUGGUGUCAUAGUCUGAGAAAAAAUAAGUAUCUCUAAGAAUAAAGUCAUAUACAUGUCAAAAAAUAAUCUAAAUUUGGGAGAAUUAAGCUGAUAUUUUGUGAGAUUGAGUCACAAUUUAGAGCAAAAGAGUGUUGUUUAAAGGUUGAUCCAACCUUGAAAAGCUAUUUCCACAUGGUUUAUUACUUUAUAA